CCCCCCCCCCCCCCAAGAAGCUCCUGCGACACCACUCCCCCUACCCAGCUGGAGGAGUCCACCAUCACCGCCGCUGCCGCUGCCGCCGCUGCCAGUCUCCGUACCCUGCGCCAGCGCUGUCACUGGGGACACAGCCAGAGACACAACCAGACAUUGCGCCUGGACCGCCUCUGCAGCAAUCAGCUCCUUUGCCGCUGUCGCUGCUAUUGCCGCGCUCCUGGUGGCCCUCCUCCCACUCCUACGACUGGACCAGAGAAAUUCGUCAACGACUCUCUUUACCACUCUCACGAUUCCAUUGCAGCUUCCGCUUUACGGUGACCCAUAGAUGUCGACAUGUCAUCUACCGACCUGUCGGCCCAACAGCCGCAACCGCCGCAAAACCCCGAAUCGACACCUCAGUCUGCUGGCGGGGAUUCCAAUGCCGCCAACACGAGCCCCAACGCUCAAGGCAGCUCUGCUGCUGCUGCUGCCGCCGCCGCCGCCGCCGCCGCCGCUGCCGCAAACCACAUGAGUUUUCGCAGGCAACGAGCUUCCAGAGCUUGUGAGACAUGUCACGCGCGCAAGGUACGAUGCGACGCCGCGAGUCUGGGCGUGCCUUGCACGAACUGCGUCGCCUUCCAGAUCGAAUGCCGCAUCCCUACCCCCAAGCGCAAAAAGACAACAAAUGCCGGAACGAACAAGGACUCGGACAGUGAGAAAGGAGAUACUGCCGACGACCGGUCACCGAGAGCGCCUAGUAUUUCUGCCCCUGGCCCCGGGACGUUCCCCCCGCGAACACCUGCUGUCUAUCACACCACGGACGGUACGCCGUCGUCCAACUACACCGAAUCGCAAGCCCGAAAGGAGGAGGUUGACAGUGGCACCUACCUCAACCUCGUGAUGAAACCCAAGUUUACAAGGGCCCCUAUUACGGACGCUGGCAGAGUCGCAUAUCUCGGGGAGUCGUCUAACCUGACCUUGCUUGUCCAUGAUCGCCAAGGCUCGUCGGAUGUCGUCCACUACCCUUUGCCCGAAAACGUCAGAGGAUCCAGAGCCCGCCUAACCGAGCUGGAUAACGUCGAAAUUGACAUUCUCCACCAGCGUGGCGCUUUUCUGCUACCGCCGCGGUCACUAUGUGACGAGCUCAUCGAUUCGUAUUUCAAAUGGAUCCAUCCCAUUGUUCCCGUCAUCAACCGCACACGGUUUAUGCGACAAUAUCGCGAUCCCAAAAAUCCGCCAUCUCUUUUGCUGUUACAGGCUGUGCUGCUGGCUGGCUCCCGAGUCUGCACGAACCCGCAGUUGAUGGACGCCAAUGGCUCGACAACCCCUGCGGCCCUAACCUUCUACAAGAGGGCAAAGGCACUGUACGAUGCCAACUAUGAGGACGAUCGAGUGACCAUCGUGCAAUCGCUGUUACUGAUGGGCUGGUAUUGGGAAGGGCCAGAAGAUGUCACCAAGAACGUCUUUUACUGGAGCCGAGUCGCUACCAUCGUUGCUCAGGGCUCUGGUAUGCAUAGAAGCGUUGAACAAUCGCAGCUCAGUCGCUCUGACAAGAGGCUUUGGAAGAGAAUCUGGUGGACCCUUUUCACGCGAGAUAGGUCCGUUGCUGUCGCCCUUGGUCGGCCUGUACACAUCAACCUGGACGACUCGGAUGUCGAAAUGCUCACCGAAGAUGACUUCAUUGAGGACGACGGCGACCGCAACAGCGAGUACCCUCCAGACCCGAUACACGUUCAGUUUUUUAUGCAAUAUGUCAAACUCUGUGAGAUUAUGGGCUUGGUGCUCUCGCAACAGUACUCGGUGGCCUCGAAAGGUCGGCAGCGCAACGCAAUCGAUCUGACGCACAGCGAUAUGGCUCUCGCAGAUUGGCUUCAAAAUUGCCCUAAGAUCGUGUAUUGGGAGGUUGCCCGGCAUCACUUCUGGUCUGCCCUGCUUCAUUCCAACUACUACACGACCUUGUGCCUCUUACAUAGGGCACACAUGCCGCCCAACGGCGGAAGUCGGUUUCCUGACGAUUCUCCAUACCCAUCACGGAACAUUGCGUUCCAGGCAGCAGCCAUGAUCACCUCGAUUAUCGAGAACCUGGCGGCUCAUGGAGAACUGCGUUUUUGCCCGGCAUUUGUGGUGUACAGCUUGUUCUCUGCUCUCAUCAUGCAUGUAUAUCAAAUGCGGUCGCCUGUGCCGUCGAUUCAACAGGUGACACAAGACAGAUUGAGAACUUGUAUGCAAGCUCUCAAGGAAGUCUCACGCGUGUGGCUGGUAGGGAAGAUGGUGUACACCUUGUUUGAGUCCAUCAUAGGAAACAAAGUCCUCGAGGAGCGUCUGCAAAAAGCUGCAGGCAAGCGACACAGGAAGGCGCAACAGGCCAUGGCGCAGCUAGAGCAGCAUUCGCGUCCCCAUGAUGUGGCCAAGCGGAAGUACGACGACAUGGCGAUUGACUUCAGCGUUAACACACCGACGCCCCAGGAGUCGUAUGAACGUUCACGUCCCCAGACACCGAGCCAUAUGAAGGGCGACGGUAACCCCCAAAACAUGCCGCCGCCGGUCACCUCUCCCAACCCCAGGCAACAUGACACAUUCAUGGGCGGAACAUCAUCACGGCCACAGACCAGACCUGCAACACCGUUCAACCCUUCCUUCUCCGUUCCAGCUACGCCACCAGACUUGUACCUGGUAACUCGUAACUCGCCGAACAUAUCCCAGUCUUUAUGGGAGAAUUUUCAGCCCGACCAGCUGUUCCCAGAUAGUGCCAGCAUGCCAGCCUUCCCCCUCAUGUCGCCUCCGCCCGCAAACCAACAAGGCCUCGACGCAGGUCUCAUGGCGCAACUCCAAAACCCCAGCUUGCAGAGCGGACUGGCAGCCCAAAACACCCCGUUCCAUCAAAGGGGGACCAAUAAGACGGGCCUAAGUGGAAGCCCUCCUCAAGGCCACAAUGUCCUCCAAUCAGGCAUGCAAGGCUUUCAACAGCAUCAGCAGCAACCGCAACAACAGCAGCCGCAGUCACAGGCCCAAGCACAAGGACAGAACUCCAACACCAGUCUCAACAGCAAUUUAUGGACUGCCAACUUUGAUGGGCUGAUGCCUGACGGCCAGAGUCCGAGCGAUAGCUGGAGUACAGGAUCUGCCCAGGGGCAGCCUGUUCCAAACACCUUGAAUGUCGAGGACUGGUUCCAAUUUUUCGGCAUCAAUAAUGGCGAUUUGGCAAACAUGAAUAUCGACCUGGGACUUGGACCCCAGUAAAGAUAGGUCAGAUGCGCUUGGUAUCCGUUCUCGCUUUGGUAGCUUGGCAUGUGUAGCAUAGGCUCCGCUCAAGGCCUGUCUUGUAGUUGCAAAUGUGAUAGAGGGCGUACCAAUGAACAAUGUUCGAGAUUUGGCGAGAAACUUCUUAAUUUCACGUGUUUUGCUGAGGCGCACUGCACCAGUUAGCGUCAUGUAGAGCCGGGUGUGUCUUGUCCAGGCAGGGCCAUAUGAACAAUGCGUAUGUCCUUGCAUGCACAGCAAGCAGUUGACCC
Colletotrichum navitas is the source of this 3491-nucleotide messenger RNA. Its product is annotated as fungal-specific transcription factor domain-containing protein. The record is from RefSeq and is a predicted model, not a curated record. The transcript has 6 exons. Lineage: Eukaryota; Fungi; Ascomycota; Sordariomycetes; Glomerellales; Glomerellaceae. Gene Ontology annotation, molecular function: DNA-binding transcription factor activity, RNA polymerase II-specific; zinc ion binding; DNA binding. Bases 334 to 3219 code for a protein of 961 amino acids. Gene Ontology annotation, biological process: regulation of DNA-templated transcription; DNA-templated transcription.